Molecule: messenger RNA, 1661 nt
Organism: Syzygium oleosum
Lineage: Eukaryota; Viridiplantae; Streptophyta; Magnoliopsida; Myrtales; Myrtaceae
Product: S-adenosyl-L-methionine-dependent uroporphyrinogen III methyltransferase, chloroplastic
Exons: 5
Coding region: 75-1244 (389 amino acids)
Biological process (GO): siroheme biosynthetic process
Molecular function (GO): uroporphyrin-III C-methyltransferase activity
Source: RefSeq, a predicted model, not a curated record
AACUUUAUAUACAUUCCCGUCUCCAUUCAUCGAACCCCUCGCGCUCUCUCUCUCUCUCUCUCUCGGCGACUGCAAUGGCUCUCGUCAGCAGGCUCGCUUCCUCCUCCGCGGCCGCUUCACCUCGCCUCCGUCGGAGCUCCUCCUCCUCCUCCUCCUCCUCCUCCUCCUCCCGCGCUCGACCGCCCCGCAUCUGCUCCCUCCACUACACCCCUCCUCCUCCUCCUCCUCCAGCUCCUUCCUCGCCGUUCACCGAGAAGCACUCGCCGGAGAGGUACCGCCGCGACCGGUGGCUCUACGCCGACUCCCCCUGCCAGCCUCCACUCCCCUCCUCCGGCGGCUCCGCCGCAGCGUCCGAUCCCGACUCCCUCAGGCGGGACGACAUCGCCCUCCAGCUGCCGGAGCUGAGGAACCUGCUCCGGGUGCUCAAGGACAGGAGGGAGCGCGCAUGCGGCGGCGGCGGCGAGAAAUGUGGGCCCGGGAACGUCUACUUGGUGGGGACGGGGCCGGGCGAUCCCGAGCUGCUGACCCUGAAGGCGGUCCGGGUCAUCAGGGGCGCCGAUUUGUUGCUCUACGACCGGCUGGUGUCGAACGACGUGCUGGAGUUGGUCGGCCCCGGCGCGAGGCUGCUCUACGUGGGGAAGACUGCCGGGUACCACAGCCGCACUCAGGAGGAGAUACACGAGUUGCUUCUCAAUUUCGCGGAGGCCGGGGCUACUGUUGUUAGACUCAAGGGAGGUGACCCUCUGGUAUUUGGGAGAGGUGGGGAGGAGAUGGACUUCCUGCAACAGCAAAGCAUUCGAGUGCAAGUCAUACCAGGCAUAACUGCUGCUUCAGGAAUAGCGGCGGAGCUGGGAGUCCCAUUGACUCAUAGAGGUGUGUCAAACAGUGUUAGAUUCCUCACGGGACAUUCGAGGAAAGGUGGAACGGAUCCUCUGUUUGUAGCAGAAAAUGCAGCGGAUCCUGAUUCUACUUUGGUGGUUUAUAUGGGUCUCUCCACUCUCCCUUCUCUUGCACAGAAGUUAAUGGAUCAUGGUUUGCCGCCAAGUACACCAGCUGCUGCAGUUGAGCGUGGAACCACCCCCCAACAACGUGUGGUUUUUGCUGAACUGAAGGAUCUUGCUGACAAAAUAUCUGCUGAGAAGUUGGUCUCACCCACAUUGAUCAUCAUUGGAAAAGUUGUCGCACUUUCACCAUUCUAUUCAAAUUCUUUCGAGGAAGCAUCUAUGUUAGUCGAGGCUAAAUGAGGCAACUUGCUUUCCCAUGUUCAGAGGGUUUUGGUGGCUCAAGCCUGUUGAUUAUAAUUUUUUCCAACUGCUGGAUCUUGAAAACAUGGCGCCCAUAGCUCAAUCAAUCUCAUGAGCGGCUUAUCUGAUAAAGAGGAAUUUCCUCCAUGAUAUUUAUUGUUAUGUCUUCUGGAAGGCCAGAGUUAAAGUUCCAUGGAAGCUAACAACAUAGGUGACUCAUGUCGGCUAUUGAAGUGGAGGAAGCGUCAGUGACCUCCCGAAGUGCUGCUAGGCACUAACAAGUAGCACCUCUCUUGGCCGGGAUUAACCUGAUGGAAGGCAACGAGUUUUGGAGCGGAGGUGUGCCGACUCAAUUUUGUGAGGCGAUCUGUGACUUUGCGUCUGUUGUUUUCAUAAUUUAUCAUGAUCUAUUAUCAA